This is a messenger RNA of Schistosoma rodhaini, 930 nucleotides long. The record is from the annotation of a GenBank genome assembly. Lineage: Eukaryota; Metazoa; Platyhelminthes; Trematoda; Strigeidida; Schistosomatidae.
AUGAUUGAUUCUCUAGGCACUAUUAUUAUUACUACAACUAAUUCUACUACUACUACUACUACUACUACUACUACUACUACUACUACUACUACUACUACUACUACUACUACUACUACUACUACUACUACUACUACUACUACUACUACUACUACUACUACUACUACUACUACUACUACUACUACUACUACUACUACUACUACUACUACUACUACUACUACUACUACUACUACUACUACUACUACUACUACUACUACUACUACUACUACUACUACUACUACUACUACUACUACUACUACUACUACUACUACUACUACUACUACUACUACUACUACUACUACUACUACUACUACUACUACUACUACUACUACUACUACUACUACUACUACUACUACUACUACUACUACUACUACUACUACUACUACUACUACUACUACUACUACUACUACUACUACUACUACUACUACUACUACUACUACUACUACUACUACUACUACUACUACUACUACUACUACUACUACUACUACUACUACUACUACUACUACUACUACUACUACUACUACUACUACUACUACUACUACUACUACUACUACUACUACUACUACUACUACUACUACUACUACUACUACUACUACUACUACUACUACUACUACUACUACUACUACUACUACUACUACUACUACUACUACUACUACUACUACUACUACUACUACUACUACUACUACUACUACUACUACUACUACUACUACUACUACUACUACUACUACUACUACUACUACUACUACUACUACUACUACUACUACUACUACUACUACUACUACUACUACCAACGAUACCGUUUCUACUAAAAAUAAUGAUGCUGAAUUCAAACUAAUUAAGUUUACUUACAAAUAUACCUUUCACUUAGGUGAUUUAAACUUGCACGUGGAAUAG